UCAGGACCCCGAGGGAAUGGAGCGAAGUAUACUUACCGCUUCUCAAAGCUCCAAAGAUGCCUGGGCGAAUGCGAUCGGAUAUAUAUAUCUCAACACAGCGAACAGGGGAAGCAGGGGAGAGACAACUGAGCAGCGAGAGAGAUAAGAAUAUUUAUACACGAUGUUCGCGCGAACGAAAGACAACGAGUGAGUGAGUCGCAGGCGUGAAUGGAGGGGAGGGCAGAGCGCAGUGACGAGCCGUUUUAUAUCGUCUGCGCGGGGUGCGGGAUGCGUUCUGAGCGCUCGCUCUCGCGCUCUCCCGCAGGCGGGUGUGCCGCCGAUAGCGGAAUCAGUGCGUGGGCACGGGACUGCUCGUUUGUGGGUGUGAUAUGUGACGAUGGGGUUUGGUUUGGGGCGGCUGUGGAAUUCCAAGAUUGGGGAGCAGGAUUCAGGAACACGUUGGUGCGACUGCAGUGCGCUUUGCUGGACCCGCGGGGAAGGGGGCGUGAAGUGUGGCAUUGCGUUCUUGGCCUCGUGGAGGAGAGCACUGCAUAUGGCUGUGACUGCACCUGGGGGGAUUCGAGCAGUGCUGUCUAUGAUGGCAAACGAGGGGGGGGACGCAACGCGCUUUGGGCAAGAGUUCUCGUCACGAUGAAGGUUCGCAGUCACAGUGUUUCAUUUCUUUUCUUACCCGCGAGGUGUGAGGCUACGAACGAGAGGGGAGAUGUGAGAACGUCUCGUGCAAGCAGUCCGCGGAGGCAGUCCGCGGAGGCAAAGGGAGCGCGUGGACGUGAAUGCGGCACGGCGAUGGGCGCAAUGAUAAUGAAGGCGAUUCGAUUCGUAAUUGAAGGGGAAGAAGUGUAUGGGAAUGGUUUCAUGAGAGCUCGGCGAUGUUGGGAUGGCCGGAAUGAAGGGGAACAAACGCGGUGUACGACUGCGUGGGCGUUUGGCAGAGGUGCUUGGCUGAUGGAGCCCAGAGAAGAGGUACGAGAGACGGCAGAAUGAUCGCCAGGGUCUGCGCAACUGGAAUCUGAACUUGUUCUUGCUGCUACUAUUGAUCACGAAUCUGGGCUGUGAUAUUCCAAAUAGAGGCGUGAGCAUGGAGCGUAGGCCGGUACCUGACGAAGACCCUGUGUGUUGGUGUUGCACGAGGAGAGGCGAAAAUCGUGAAUUCGGAUCGGAUUUGAGAUGUGUCUCCUCAAGAGUCGGUUUGUAUGCCGCUUG
Trematosphaeria pertusa is the source of this 1203-nucleotide messenger RNA. RefSeq lists its product as uncharacterized. Bases 208 to 984 code for a protein of 258 amino acids. The record is from RefSeq and is a predicted model, not a curated record. The transcript is spliced from 2 exons. Lineage: Eukaryota; Fungi; Ascomycota; Dothideomycetes; Pleosporales; Trematosphaeriaceae.